Molecule: messenger RNA, 2051 nt
Organism: Armigeres subalbatus
Lineage: Eukaryota; Metazoa; Arthropoda; Insecta; Diptera; Culicidae
Product: protein FAM114A2
Exons: 3
Coding region: 148-1923 (591 amino acids)
Source: RefSeq, a predicted model, not a curated record
AAGAUUUUUCAUGACAGCUGGGUUGUUGAUUUACGAAUCUGAAAUGAAGUCCCUUUUUUCGCGAUUCAGCGUAAUUUGGUAGUGUUUUGUGAAAUUUUGCAAUUUUUGAGAACGCAAAUUCACAGCUUUCUACUGGACAUAGUUAAAAUGUGUGACUCCGAUAAUGAGGCAUUUGAAAGUGCGGAUGAAGAUUUUGAGGAAGUGAAAACAACGCAGGAAGUUGGCAAGUUGGAUCCACCACCUCCAGCUACAAAGUCUGACGUGGAGCCAAUCAGCAGGAGCGACAAGCCUCACACUGAGAAACUGACCGCAGAUAAAAGUGCUGUUGCCCUUGAGUUUUCGGAUGAUUCCAAAGAAAAUAGUAAGACAGGAAUUCGAAAAAUUAUUAAACCAGACAAGGAUAGGCUGAACGAAGCUAAGCUGGUCGUAGAAAAAACGGAUGCUGCGAAGGAGCAACCUGUGGAAGGUCAAGGUGGAACUGGUGAUGGGUGGGAUGAUUUCGACGACGAUUGGGGAGAUUUCAGUGUGGAAUCAGGUUCAGGUGUUAAAAAAUCUGUAGAUGAUUCAGAAAAAGCGAAAACACGAACCAGUUAUAAAGAUGUAGAUAUUGAUGAAGUGGAAAACAAGCUUAAGGAUUUCAUGAAGGGUCAAGAUGAUCCACCCGUUAGUUCGAUAUUGGACCGCUUGUCCGGUCAGCAGAACACGGGUAAAUCGAUGCCCACGGGACAGUCAUGGACUGGAUGGAAGCCCAGUUGGGGCGGUGCUGCCGUUUCAUUUCUGUCUUCAGCGUCGAAGAGUGUGGCCUCGAUCACCACUAAUAUUUCGCAGGCUAUUGAAUCAGGCAUCGGUGUACCCACGCCGGAAGAGAUGGCGAAGCGACAAGCGGAAGAAAAAGCAAAACUUGAAGCCGACGGUUACAUUUCGGAUGAGAGUAAACCCAAAGCCGAACCAGUACCAACAACGGAUCGUUUUGGUUUCGAUCAGAUCGUUUCGGGAGUGACUCAAAUCAGUAGUAAAGUUAUAACCGGUGGUUUGGACACGUUAGAAGGAAUCGGCAAGAAAACAAUGACGAUUUUACAAGAAAACGAUCCCGGAUUGUUGAGCAAGCGGAUGAACGAUGGCGUUGUGUUAAGUCAGGUCCUUCGCGAAGCUAAGGAAAAAACAGAAGAGCGCGAAAAAAAUCUAAAACAAGUGCAGAAACAUCUGUACAAGAAGAAACUGCACUUUGAAACGCUGUUCGACGAUUAUCAUGGUCUGGUUCACUUGGAAGCAUUAGAGAUGCUGUCCAAACAAGCUUCCCUUAAAUUAGAUUCUCUAAUGAGUCCUCUCACGGGAAACGCCCUGGAAGACUUGCAGGAAACCAUGAAUGAGGUCAAAGAACUUUGUGAGCUACCCGAUUCAGAAAACGAUGACACGGAUGGUACCCACAGCGUCGAAGAGCUGCACCAAAAACUGAAAGAAGCCGUCACGGAUCUGGACGAAGUGAAAGUUGAUUUCCAAGAUCUGCUCAAGUGUUGGCAGGAGAACCUCGAGUGGAUCGAAACCACCACAAGCGCACGAUCAUCACAGCAAAUCUUCGAAAAGGCGUUGCAUGCCCUUGCCCAAACCACGGCACUCUGUGUACUGCGAAUGCACAAGCUGGCAGAAAUUCUGCUGAUACUCGAACAUCACAGUACGGCCAACGAAGCCGACGCCUUGGUUCAGUUAACCACGGUAUUCUGCUGGCAUUUGAGUGGAGUGGCGGCAAGGUUUUCCGCAGAAUUGAGCAAACUUAAAGCCGACCAUCAACCGCGCCGGUCCGCGGGGGAAGACAGCGAUAGUGCGCUAAUAACGAACAUCUUCUUAGAGGGUUCUAACAGCACUUCUUACGUGCAAAACGCCUUCCAGUUAUUCAUCCCCAUUUUGCAAAUAGGAGCGGCGUAGUUCAUCAUCGAAGAGUAUGAAUUGGGAACAGGACAAGUGUUUUGUCAGUUAAUAUACGAAAGUUUGUUUAUUACUCUUGUGUGUAUAUUCUAACUUAUUAUGCUAGAGAAUAUAUAAAUAUCAUCUGA